Acanthochromis polyacanthus (spiny chromis) is the source of this 2794-nucleotide messenger RNA. RefSeq lists its product as uncharacterized. The coding region runs from base 1 to 2622 and encodes 873 amino acids. The transcript is spliced from 10 exons. Lineage: Eukaryota; Metazoa; Chordata; Actinopteri; Pomacentridae. The record is from RefSeq and is a predicted model, not a curated record.
AUGAAUGAACUGUGUUGUGUUUUCUACUGUGAUCAUCUAGGACCUGAAGUUGCAACUCCAUCUGUGGAGAUCAGGAGAUCUCUUCCAGAUUUGUUGAAGGGAGACGGUGCUGUUCUCCAGUGUGACAUCACAAAUCUCUCCUCUCGUGACCUCUACGUCACCUUUCAGGCCAAUGAUGUCGACAUCUCUGACAAACAAUAUGUAGAACUUCCUGAAGGCCCAGGCCUCCAGUCAGUCAGCAGACGCUUCACUGUCCCUCAGAGUCACCAGAGGAAAGACAAAAGUUUCACCUGCAAAGUGAAUCAAGGCUUCAUCAGAAGCUUUAAAUCUGAUUCCACAGGCAAUAUUUUUGUGGACCCAUCAGUGGAACUUCUUCUGGCUCCCAGUGAAGAUUCAGGACCUCAGACACUCUUGUGUUCCGCAUUGGGCUUCAACCCUCAAAUUAAAUGGGUUUCUGAAUCACUGCAAAGAUCUCCAUCAUCACAUGAUAUCAGCAUGUCUGCAGAUGGACGUGUGGCAGUAACCAGUCAACUCCAGAUCCCUCAGACAGAGUGGAAAUCAGGGAAGGUCUUCACUUGUGAAGUGUCUGACAGAUCUCUGAACAAGAAAGUCCAAAAGGACAUCAGCUUCUGUUCAGCUCAUUCAAGCUCCCCUCCAUCCAUCCAUGUGGAGACUCCCAGCUUCAAGACUGUAAUGUCAACAUCUGAAGUGACAGCCACAUGUUUGGUUCACACUGUUUUUGAUGCCAAGGUCACCUGGAUGUUGGAUGGAAGAGUCUCAAGGAAUAACACUGUGAGCGAGGACAGAAACACAACUCAUAUCACCAGUAAUGUGAGGGUUUCCUCCAAUGACUGGAAGCAACUGAGGCGUGUGACCUGCAAAGCAGAACAUAAGUGUUUCUCAACCACUGAAAAGACAGUAAAUGUUGCAGGGCCUGAUGUUGCAACUCCAUCUGUGGAGAUCAGGAGAUCUCUUCCAGAUUUGUUGAAGGGAGACGGUGCUGUUCUCCAGUGUGACAUCACAAAUCUCUCCUCUCGUGACCUCUACGUCACCUUUCAGGCCAAUGAUGUCGACAUCUCUGACAAACAAUAUGUAGAACUUCCUGAAGGCCCAGGCCUCCAGUCAGUCAGCAGACGCUUCACUGUCCCUCAGAGUCACCAGAGGAAAGACAAAAGUUUCACCUGCAAAGUGAAUCAAGGCUUCAUCAGAAGCUUUAAAUCUGAUUCCACAGGCAAUAUUUUUGUGGACCCAUCAGUGGAACUUCUUCUGGCUCCCAGUGAAGAUUCAGGACCUCAGACACUCUUGUGCUCUGGAUGGGGCUUCAACCCUCAAAUUAAAUGGGUUUCUGAAUCACCGCCAAGAUCUCCAUCAACUCAUGAUAUCAGCAUGUCUGCAGAUGGACGUGUGGCAGUAACCAGUCAACUCCAGAUCCCUCAGACAGAGUGGAAAUCAGGGAAGGUCUUCAGUUGUGAAGUGUCUGACAGAUCUAUGAACAAGAAAGUCCAAAAGGACAUCAAUUUUUGCUCAGUAACACCAACAUCCUCUGAGAUAGUUGGCGUCUAUGUUCAGGGACCAACACUACAGCAGCUUCUAAACAAGGCACAGGUGACUGUUACCUGUCUCCUGGUCGGCCCUCGUCUUAAAGAUUUCUCUGUCACCUGGAAAGUAGGUGGUAAUAAAAACUCAACCCAUAAUGUCCAUACGGAGUCACCGGUGAGUCACAGCAACGGGACAGAGACUUUAAAGAGCUUCCUCAACGUGUCAGCAGAGGACUGGCAUGCAUAUAAACAAGUUUCUUGCGAAGGAAAGCAUCAAUGUGCCAAACAGGGCUAUGAAGACCAUAUCAGCAAAAGCAGAGACGUGUUUCCGCCAACGGUGAAAAUAGUGCAACCAACUGCAUCUGAGCUGUCCAUGUCUGACGUCCUCACACUGGUUUGCCUGGUUUCUGGAUUUUCCCCAUCUAACAUCCUAGUGUAUUGGGUGGAGGAUGGUCAGACACUCCCGUCGUCUCGUUACAUCAACAGUCCCGCCUGGAAACGCAAACAGAGCAACUCUUAUUCAAUGAGCAGCCGACUGAAUGUACCCAGGAGUGUGGACAAAAGGUCGACAUAUUCUUGUGUUGUCAGACAUGAGUCAUCUGAAUCAGCGUUUGAAAGCACUCUGGAUGAUGUGUUUGCCUCAGCGGCCUACAGCGAACCUUCAGCCUUUUUGCUCGAGGGCUCCAAUGAACUCAUGUGCCUGGUCUCUGGCUUCAGCCCAGCAUCCAUUAACAUCACCUGGUUGCGUGAUAAUAACACAAAGCUGUGGAACUACAAUACCAGCGAGCCCCACAGAGGCCCAGAUGGAAAGUUCAGUGUCCAGAGCCACCUACGUCUGUCCCAAGUCGAUUCCUUACCUGGAGUGGUCCUCACCUGCAGGGUGACACAUGUAAACACCACCCUGUCCCUGAAUAUAUCCAAACCAGACACAUUGGAACACUGUGAUUUCUUAGAUGAUGCCCUGCGUGGUGAUAUAUACGACGGUACCGAUGUGGAAAGCUGGUAUAUGGCUUUUAUUUUCAGCCUUUUAUUCCUCCUCUCCAUCAUCUAUGGUGUCAUAGUGACCUUAUUUAAGACAAAAUGAUGACGACCACAGGAAAGAUCUCAUUUUACGACCCAAAUAUCGACUUUUAAUUAUUUUUUUAAAGCAUAAUGACUUGUAUUAUGAUGUUUUAUGUUAUAGGUUUAUAAUAUCCUUUUUUUGGGGGGGUUAAGUUCUGCAUUUACUGUGUAUGUAAGAGAAAAUGCAACAAAAA